Anguilla rostrata (American eel) is the source of this 3840-nucleotide messenger RNA. RefSeq lists its product as uncharacterized. The transcript is spliced from 12 exons. The record is from RefSeq and is a predicted model, not a curated record. Bases 500 to 2260 code for a protein of 586 amino acids. NCBI's taxonomy places the organism in Eukaryota, Metazoa, Chordata, Actinopteri, Anguilliformes, Anguillidae.
AAAAUGCUUCAGGUGAAUACUGACCGUUAUUUGACGUCAUCUCCAUGCGACUAUUUUGAAUGCUGAUGUCGAUAGAGCAUUUUUAGAUUUCAACGGUCUCUAAUAAAGCUAGCGUGUUUAUGAUGAUAAGGAGUGCUAAACUGAAUAGUCUGCGGAUUGUAUCCCACAGUCAAACACAUGAAAUUACCUGAGGUAGUGUUAGCUAAAUGUACAAUACACGUCGGUGGCUAAUUAUGAUAGACACCGCUCGGUAAAUACUAGCUGGUUGUCUGUUGCUAACUUAGUUAAUAUACCUGCCGUUUUACUUUCAGGCCACGCUAAAAACGCUGAAAAUGUUAGUUGUUUAUUUACCUUUCAAGCUAGCGACAAAAAUGUGUUAGAUGAGUUGCUAAUAUGAAGUGCCAUGCAGCUAGCUAAGGUGUAAGACGUUAUUUCUAUCGGUCUACAGGGGGCUAACGUAGAUCACUUAAUUCACUUAUGUUAGUGAGAGAGACAAAGGAUGGAGUUGUGCCAGAUGGCGAUCAAAAUAGAGGGCGAUGAACCAGAAAAGAGGGCUGGCGUGAACGUGAAGGAGGAAGAGCAGGAGUCAGAGAUAAAUCGACGGAGACCCUUAAUACUAGGCCGGUGCCAAGUAUCUUUUGACGGGGGCCGGCGGCCAAGUGUCUUUUUUGAUGGGGACCCGGCACGGGCGUGCGACAGACUGAUGGCAGCAUUAAGGGACGCCCGUUCCAGUGCCCGGUCUGCGGGGACAGCUUCAUCCAGGCUCACGCCCUGCUCAACCAUCAGCGCCGCCACGUCCGCCAGUCUCCCUACACCUGUCGAGAUUGCCCCCCGCACCUGCCGAACCCUGGCUCAGCUUCUGGCGCAUCGCCACACCCACCUACCCGUCGGCCAUCCGCUGCCCGCACCUCCAGCAACCGCUGCCGCUGAAGGACCUCGACCGCCAUGUGAGCGGGGGCGGGUCUGGUAUUGUGUGUCGUUUUCAUACCCCUCCGUCUCCUCCCUGCAGUGUCCGCGGUGUUUCAUCACCUUCCGGGACCUGCAGACCAGCCUGCAGCACAUGCGCCUGCAGCACCCCGCUCUCUAUGAUGGUGAGAUGCCGUCUUCUCCCUGCAGUGUCCGCGGUGUUUCAUCACCUUCCGGGACCUGCAGACCAGCCUGCAGCACCUGCGCCUGCAGCACCCCGCUCUCUACGAGCGCCGGCUGCGGGGCCGCACCGUCUUCGCCUGCCGCCGCUGCGAACGCACCUUCCCCUCCUCCCGCCAGCUCUCCACCCACCAGCGAGCCCACCGCCAGGGCCGGGAAGCAGGCCGGGAGGAGGGGGAGGGGCAAGAGGAAGAACGCCAAGAUGCCCACAUCGCCCUCCCUGCUUCCCCUUCCUGACCGGCACAAGUGCCCACACUGCAACUUCCUCUUCAGAGAUGCUAAGACCAAAAUGCGCCACAUGAACGUCAAGGACCCCACAGGCUGCCCCCUGCCCCCUCCACUGUUCUUCUCUACAGGAGACGAGGAGAGGGAGGAGGAGGAGGAAGUGGUGAUGGCGGUGCAGGUUAAAGAGGAGGAUGAGGGUGAGCAUGAGGAAGACGAUUUCUCCACAGCUCUCCGUCACCGUGGCAACCUGAAUCCAGCCUCACCGCAUCAGGGCGAGGGCAAGGAGGGCGUGGUCAGGGUGCCAAUCAAGCCUGAUGCAGGAGACGUGAGAACGAAAGAGGAGACGAUAGAGGGAGUCUGCGAGUGCGCCCUCUGCGGGAAGGGGUUCGAGCAGCUGCUCGCCGCGGCCAGGCAAAAGGCGCCGUGGCCGGCGCAGGGACCACUCCGCCCCCCCGGGGGCCCGGGGCCACGCCUGCGGGCACUGCGGGCAGCUGUGUCACAGCCAGGAGGCGCUGCGGCAGCACCAGAGGCUGCACACGCUGGAGCGGCCCUACCUCUGCCAGGGAAAGGUGUGGCUGCUCUGCAGGGGAAAGCUGUGGCUGCUCUGCAGGGAAAGAUGUGGCUGCUCUGUCGGGAAAGAUGUGGCUGCUCUGCAGGGGAACUGGCUGCUCUGCUGGGAAAGAUGUGGCUGCUCUGCAGCAUGGGCGCAGUGUGGGCCUGCCAUGUGCUUUUUGGAGGCGAGGAUUGCGGGAACACUUUUAAAAGGGCUUCGGGGCUCCAGAGGCACAGAAGCAUCCACACCCAGGUCCUCUAUAGUGCGACCGCCUCCACCCAACCUGCUCCUGAGCUCCAGGACAGACUGCCUCCUCCCGUCCCACAAAUCCACUAGGACAGUCCUGUUAUGUGGCCUCCAGAUACAAGAGGAACUGGGAGAAAUUCUACACCAUAACUCCUGCUUUCCUCUAGAAUCUCAGCAUAGCACCACCUAACCUAUCGUGCACCUUCAACCUGACACACAAACUGCAACUUUGUAUAUAUUUUACCAGUAAUGACCCUCUGCAGUCAAUAUCAUCUUUUUUUAUAAGUUGUAUUUUUCAUAAAGAACCAAAGAAAACAAAUACUAAGAUAUUAUGGCUCUUUAUUCAGCCGUGAUUUUAGAUUAGUUUUUUUUGGUACGUGAAAGCAGUUUGUCUAGUACUGCCCAUUACAGGAGAAAUUGGUGUUUGCCAUUUGAAAGCCAUAUUUAUUUUCAGUCCCAUUUACAUUCUAACCAAUCAUGAGUCAAUAUCCAUGGAAUAUCCACGUAGAAUGAACAUGCUAUGCUAGACCCUUUUCUCAUGUUCAGAAAUGACAUACUUUCCAAAAAAUUGAAUUUUAGCAUUUUGUGUGUUUAAAAUUGUUUCUUAAUGAACACUAAAUUCUAAUGCAAGAAAAUCAUAUUGCAGAGGGCAUUUAAAUGCAUGUUGCCAUCUGCAUCAGAGAGAAUGUUUUACCCAUCUAUCUGUAUUUUUUAAGGAAAGCAGUCUGCCCUAAUUUUUUUACUUUAUUCAGAUGAGGGAAAGCAGAGGUGGGUUAUGGGUAGAGACCAUUUGAAAACCAGACAGUUUGAAAAGUGUCCUGGCUGGGAAUCAAACCCCCGGCAGCAUCGGAGCGGUGGAGUGUGAGUUCAGAGUUGACUGUCCUGCAGACAGCUGCCUUGUGGUUUCUCUGCUGUUUCUGGUCUUGGUGAGAGUUCUUCUCACUUAGCAGGACUGUAAGAACGGUGUUGCUUCCUGUGGCAAUCGUGUUAAUGUGUCUGUAUUUUUGCGGAUGUAAAUUUGCCUGACAAGUACGCACACACUGAGAAAUAGUUACAACAUUUUCAUGUAGUGUUAUUGUUGCAGUUAAGUGGAUUGCCCAGAAGGUGUGUUUUAUCGUGAGGGAAAGUUGCUUUGAUGGCUGAUGCAUUUUUUAAAAAUCUCCUUCCAGCAGGAAGGAGAGCGGGAGAGCUGGACAGGAAGUGUCCUGAUGGGCAGGUGUGUGUAGGCGAGCCCGUCUCAGGUGCUCAGGGCGGAGGGGUUGGGACAGGGAGGGGGGAGAGGAGGAGGAGGAGGAGAUGGCAAUGUGGUCAGCAGGAGAUAUGGUGGGAGGUGAGCGAAAGAGAGAAGGCGAGGUGCUUGAUUGUUUGCUCACAGAGGUGGCAAAAACGGCUGGGCGAGGGGGAAAGAAAGAGUGGGCCAUUUUCAUUCUGUCCCUGAGUCUACGUGGAGAGAUGAUCUGAACGUGCAGAGGGUCAGGUCACUGCUAAGGUCAGUCAUUAGCUUUGGGUUUCCAGAUGUUUCCUGUGUGGCCAGUUGACCCACAGGCCUGUGCGCAAUUGGCCGUGAUGUCGCAUAGCGGUAGGCUGUCGUGUGGUUCGUGUGGAGGAAAAUCUCCUCUUAGGUUCGAUGGGUGAGUCGGCGAUGUAAGAAUAAAGACUAGAAAAUAUGA